This is a messenger RNA of Triticum dicoccoides, 2291 nucleotides long. Its product is annotated as pentatricopeptide repeat-containing protein At5g18390, mitochondrial-like. The coding region runs from base 67 to 1419 and encodes 450 amino acids. NCBI's taxonomy places the organism in Eukaryota, Viridiplantae, Streptophyta, Magnoliopsida, Poales, Poaceae. Gene Ontology annotation, molecular function: protein binding. The transcript is spliced from 2 exons. The record is from RefSeq and is a predicted model, not a curated record.
UAAGUCCAGCUCCACCGUUAGCUCCCAAAUCUCGGUGUGGCCGCGGCGGCCGAGGCGAGGCGAGAAAUGUCGUCCUCCGUCUCCGCCGCCGUUCUCCGCCGUCUCGGCGACCGGCUCGGCCUCCGCCGACUCGCGACGCUCCCCGACUACGCGGCCGGCGCCGAGGAGCUGCCGCAGCACCCCACCUCCAAGGACGCCUACUUCGCGGCGGUCAACCACCUCUCCACCAUCGUACGGCGCGACUUCUACCUGGAGCGCACCCUGAACCGCCUCCGCCUGCCGUCCCCCUUCCCGCCGGACCUCGCGCUCCGCGUCAUCCGCGCCGCUGCCCCCUCCGAGCCCCUCCACGCCGCCCGCUUCCUAGCGUGGCUCCGGGCGAAGCCCAAUUUCUCCCCCUCCGCCGAUCACUUCGACGCGCUGCUCCUCCCGCUCGCCCGCGCGCGCCUCUUCACCCACCUCUGGACCCAGGCCUCCGACAUGCGCGCGCUCGGCCUCCCCCUCUCUCCGGCAACCUUCUCGGCGGUUAUCUCGUCCUACGGCCACUCCCGCCUCGCCGAGCAGGCCGUCGAGGUCUUCAAUCGCCUUCCCCAUUUCGGGUGCCCGCAGACCACCGAGGUCUACAACGCCCUUCUCGAUGCGCUCUGCGCCAACGGCAACUUCGCCGGCGCCUACAAGCUGCUCCGCCGCAUGGCGCGAAAGGGCGUGGCCCCAGACCGCGCCACGUUCAGCACGCUCGUCGACGCCUGGUGCGCGUCGGGGAAGCUCCGGGAGGCGCAGGCGUUCCUCGACGACAUGUCGUCCCGCGGGUUCCGGCCGCCGGUGCGCGGCCGGGACCUCCUCGUCGACGGGCUCGUCCGAGCUGGGCGCCUGGAAGAAGCCAAGGCAUUCGCCCUCCGCAUCACCAAGGAGGGCGUCCUCCCCGACGUGGCCACAUUCAACUCGCUCGCCCAGGCGCUUUGCGAUGCUGGUGAUGUGGAAUUCGCCGUGGGUCUUCUUGCCGAUGCUUCCAGUCGUGGCAUGUGCCCAGAUAUCUCAACUUACAAAGUGAUGCUACCGGCCGUGGCCAAGGCUGGCCGAAUUGAGGAGGCAUUCCGAUUGUUCUAUGCGGCUAUUGAGGAUGGCCACCGGCCCUUCCCAAGUCUAUAUGCGGCGAUCGUCAAGGCGCUCUGCAAGGCAGGUCGUUUCGCUGAUGCUUUCGCCUUUUUUGGUGAUAUGAAGUCCAAGGGGCACCCACCUAACCGGCCUGUGUAUGUGAUGCUUGUCAAAAUGUGUGUGAGGGGUGGUCGGUUCUUGGAUGCUGCAAACUACCUUCUUGAGAUGAGUGAGGCUGGGUUCGCGCCACGGGCGCCAACCUUUAACGUUGUAGUUGAUGGGCUGCGGCAUCUUGGGAAACAUGAUCUAGCCCGGAGGAUGGAGUAGCUUGAGAUGUCACUAAAAGGAAACUGAAUGGAUCCGGAAGUAGAUGCAGUCUAGUGGGGCGCUGCGAAUUGCUUGGUGAAGUUUCUGAAUUUCCAGUGUUUCAACUUUACUUUGCCCUCGGUGAGCAUCAGAUACUCGAUUGGCAUGCAGAAUUGGACUUACCUUACAGUGUCCUAAUACCUUCUGACAAGGAACCAUCCGGGUGCACCCAACGAGAUCAAAGUUGAAUGAACCUAUGUUGUUACAUCAUGUGGCCAGAAUAGCCGGGCAUGCAGUGGCUCGACGUUCACAAGCUUUUCUUUUUUUUUAGGAUACACACAAGUAUGUGUAUCAUAUAUUAAAGGGAGAAAGGGGGUAAAGAGCCCCAUCCGCCAGAGUCUUACAUGCGAUUACAAUACAUGAUGACUCCCCAUCCACCGGACGUUCACAAGCUGAUUACAGGCUAUUGUAUCUCCUGAACAUACUACUGCAGAACUCAAGAACUCCCCAGUGAUUUGGGGAAGGAAUUUGCCUCGCGUUCGAUGGCCUGCCUUCUGUAUGGCGACAAACUAGAAACUACUGUCACGGCGGUGUUAGUAAGCGUAUGGGCACGACUGCAAAAGGGGGGAAUGCAGAAAUGUUUUGUAAUCAGGAGGUCAGCUAUGAUCCUAUGACUGAUCACACCGCUGAGGAACGCAAAUCCGAGAAGCCGAGGGAGGGGGUUGAUGAUGAGAUACAGCAUUGUCUUGCAUUUCAUAGACUGGGAAGAUUAUUUUUCUUGUGAAAAAACAUUGCUUAAUGUGAAUGUUGCAAUGAACUGAUAUACCUUGUCUUUUUCCCCGACCGAAGGUCUUUUGAAGACGUAUACAUUGUUCAACUUUCAGUGAUGGAAA